Molecule: messenger RNA, 2355 nt
Organism: Lineus longissimus
Lineage: Eukaryota; Metazoa; Nemertea; Pilidiophora; Heteronemertea; Lineidae
Exons: 2
Coding region: 546-1454 (302 amino acids)
Source: RefSeq, a predicted model, not a curated record
CGGGCACACUAGAUUUAUAACAUCUCGUAUACAAGACCUGUCUAUGAUACUUAAACAACAGGAAACGGUAGGAAUGCUUGUCUGAACCAUUGGAAGAUCAGCGUCAACGAUUCGUCGGCAAUAUCCAGACAAUUUAGUUCGAAGCAACUAUAGCUCGCUGUUUGCAAUCUUCACGGUGGACGUCAACCUUAUUACCCAUACGAUAUCUCUCUACACCUCCUUCGCCUGGUUCCUUAUAUACACAUUGGUAAGAAGAUUGCUGUGCGGCCUGCAGUGGGCGUGGUGGAUUUUUAAUGGAACAGCUAACGGGAAUAGACGGUCUGCUCAUGUCAAAACUAUCUUCCUUCGCGCGAAGGGAGAGGAAAGGUUCUUUGCAAGAGAACAUGACUUUUUCGCCAUCCACCACAGCUUUGUUCACCCAAGUUACAUUUUGCAGGACAAUGUUACACUCUAUGCUUUGACUCCAAAGGACGCCAUCUUUGUUGAAACCCCCCCCCCCCCCUAAUAUUGAUAUAUUUGAUUCCAAUGCUGGUGUGUUUACAUACAUGGUCCAAUAUCGCCAUGCUGUGCGAACUCUCACUUUACCCCAUGAAGCUUUCAACAAACUCUCACAGGAAGUGGGUGACUCGAAAGUUCCUGUUAUAAUGUUCCCCAAUACCGGACGUUGUGGUUCCACCUUGGUCUCCCAGAUGUUUGAAGCAUGUAACGUACAGUCGGACAGCGAACCCGACGUGACGCUUUCUCUAACUGGGAUCAAGAGGUCAAUGCCUCGGGAACAGUUCCUGAAACCUGUCCAGAGCACAAUCAGACUCCUCUGCAAGCCACGGCAAAAGGUGGUCACCAAGAUUGUGAUCAAGUUACGGAGUAUGGGCAUCAUGCAUUGUAUGGACAUGGCGAAGCUUUUCCCUGAUAUGUCUUUCCUGUUUAUGUACCGCGAUCCUCUGGAAACCAUGCGUUCUUGGAGCUACAGUGUUGUCACUAGACCAGCUUUCUAUGUCGUUCAUUCCAUGGCCACCACACCGUCGCUUCGGCCAAUGAUAGCGCGCCUGGCUGACUUCUUGGAAUAUAGUCUGUUUGGAGACGACGAAGAGACUGCGUGGAUGCGCGAUUCUAGGAAAUCCUACGAACCUUAUGAAUACUGGAACAUGCACCAAUGUUGGAUCAUUCUCAAGUACAAGAUCAAGGCAAUAAGGUAUGGUGACAUUAUCAAGGAUCCCGAAGGAGCCGUUAAGACGCUUUUCCAGUAUUGCGACAUACCAACUCAUCUGGUGGCCAAAGCUCUUGAUGCGAUGAGCAAGGACUCACAACGCGGAACCUCUUUCUCUAAGGCAAGGAGGGAUACCUCUCGGACACAACACGGUGAAGAUGAACUUAGGAUAUUUGAUGAAUAUUGCCGUGCCACUGGUAUACCACAAUACAGUCAUGAUGGUAUUCUACCAGGUACCAUACAAUGACAGUCAUUUGCAUCUGUGCUUCUCCGCAACAAAUCACUUCCAAUCAAUGUUAUUGUCCAUUGAUAGAUUCAGUUAUAGAAGUCAUAAACGUGUUCCAGUCCAGGAACAUUAAUGAGUCCGGAUCAGAAUGACGACAAAAAUUGAAAUACAGAUGAAACAAUAUAUUUAUUGCAAAAUUCAUGCACAGAAAUAUACGCUUAUACGUAACAAACGUUAUUCGGGUUGGUGUGAGGUGAUAGGGGGCAUCCUGGACUAACAUGCCAUACCAGUCGCUACAAUAAACAACUCGAAUUUUUAGUUCCAGCCUCACCCGAAAUCCACCCCAUUUUCCAUUUUCGUUCGUUUUAAAAUGACAAUAAAAUUUGGCAGAAAAAAACGAGAUCCAAGGGGGUCGUGCCUUGGACAGUUUGUAACUCUGGAUUUGUGUUAACUGGACAGAUGAAUCUGCAUAGUACUGAUAAUCAAAUAAGAAAAGUCCAAUUUUGAAGUGAUAAUACAAAUAGAAGGUAGUAAUUUUUGUGAUAUGAGGGAUAUGAUACAUGACAUUGUCUGACAGGGUUUUUGUAAUCCGCACACAGUUAGUGAGCCACGGGAUGGAGAUUGCAAUCAAUCAUUGAGAUGCUUGAACAAUGACGAUUCCGGCCACAAAUUGCAACAUUACAUCCAUUUCAUAACCAGCAGGAUUGCAUUAAAGGCCAACAUAAAUUGAUAGAUACAACGAACCGCUUUAACAUUGGUCCCGCCACUUAUUUGGCGCCUGAUGCAAGCUUGGUCCUCCGCGCCGCAUGUUGUUUUCGUGUUGCAGGUGCAGGUUGACAUUCAAAUACAUCGAUUAUUCCAUGGAAACUGUAAGACUGUUAAAAGUAAAAAAGGGCAUUAGACUCAGACAAAGAUAAUUGUA